AUGGUCUCAGUUGUGAGCUCGAGCUCACGGGAGCAGGGCAUAUUGCCGGAAUGCAGUGACACCUCAGGAGAACAAACCCCAUCACAUGACGUGGGUCAAGAUUCAAAGUCCGCCCCAGGAUAUACUCUGGCAGUCCAGGAAGUGACGCAUCUUCCUUCGCCGUCACCAUCGAGAUCGCCGUCGCCGUCGCCUCGAAGCUUGUCACCGUCUCUGGUGGUAACGGACUCCUCGUCAGUGGAAUACACUGGUAUUCUUCCCCAUGCUCGAAAGUACUCUGGAUCAUUUGAAAAGGCCAUUCUCUCAGCACCCUUAGAUGACGAUGAAUCUGCCAUCGCUUCGCCCCUUCCGAUAUCAAAAACGCUACCGGCCCAUGAGCUUCAUGAUAUUCCGGAAGAGGUCAGGAAACCGAGAAAACCGUCGGUGAAUAGGAGCAAUGUCGACGAUGUGCGAUCUACAAUCGUCGAGGUGGAUGGGACCACCGAGGAGAGGAUUAGGAAGCCGCGAAAGCUCUCAGUGAAUAAAUCCAAUGGCGAAGUUUUGAAGCUAUCAGCUGCCGAGAUUGAGGAGUUAACCUCAGCUUCCGGUUCUUUACCGAUAUUGUCACCUACCCGGAUGACAGUCUCCGCGCAACCUUCACUUGCCCCGUCGCCAGUCGUUGAUCGGAGAAGCUCAAUGUCUGAUGGUCCGCAUUCGGACGUUGAAGGCCAAAAUGGAAGGCACAGAAAGAUUAGCGCUCCAGAACCAAUGGGCAUUCCCGCUGAGACUCGCGAUAAAAGUCGUGCCAGAGCCGAGACAGCAUCAAAUUUAGUCACAAGGCGUCCUGGAUACUCAUCUAGGGCAGUAUCAACCCCGCCCACGUCAAGCAAAAAUACGCUGUCACUCACCAAGGCCCAAAAUCAGCUGUCGCCGAAAAGAAAGUCCCAUCAGUCGGGACUGCGACCAGAACCCCUAGAUCUUGAGGUGUUAUCAGCGAAGCUACAUGGCGGAAAACCUGCAGCAGAUCCUCCUUCGCCGAUACCUCUUCCACCUAUGUCUAUUCCGACCUACUUGCAACUGGAACUCUCGUCAACUGUGCCUUCUCAAUUGUACAUUUCUUCCGGUGGACAUGUUGAGUAUGAAUCAUCAAAAGUCAAAUUUGAACGCCUUUUAAAUUUCUUAUUGCUGCCACCUCAAUUAGAGCAAGUUCUCUACUUCGGCUCAAUGGCAUGUUUGGAUGCAUGGCUCUAUACGUUCACCAUCUUACCACUCCGAUUUUUCAAAGCUGCGGCUAUCUUAAUUCAAUGGUGGGGCCACGUUAUAGCAAAAGAGGCCAGGUUCAUCGCUGGCUUUAUUUACCAUGGCUCUGGACGUUUUUGGCACCGACAGCGUGGUAGACGAGGAAGCACAAGCUCAGUGGAUCGCUCCAGGAGCGUAUCCAGAGCGAGCAGGCCUCCAGUUUCCACGACUGCAUCAUACCAGUCACAAUCGGGGAGAAGGCCUGAUAUCGGAUCCCAAACCUUUACAUCAGAAAAUCUCCGGGCUGAAGUGGAACGCAAAUCACGACAAGGCUGGGGACGGAGACAUCGACGACAGAAGUCCCAGCCAUCGUCGCUCUCAUCAUAUCAUAAAGCCGAUCUCUUACAAGGUGCAGUGAUCAUUGUCAGCUGCUUCAUCUUGAUGAAGCUAGAUGCAAGCCGGAUGUAUCAUAGCAUUCGGGGUCAGUCGGCGAUCAAACUUUAUGUUAUUUUCAAUGCUCUUGAGGUUUGUGACAAACUUCUAGCAGCUCUUGGACAAGAUAUUCUCGAGUGUUUAUUUUCCAAUGAGACUCUGCAGCGCGAUUCAUAUGGAAGAAGCAAAAUUUUACGACCUCUGGGCAUGUUCGUUUUGGCACUCAUCUAUAAUGUCACUCACGCCACAGCACUAUUUUACCAGGUUAUCGCUCUGAAUGUUGCCGUUAAUUCAUACUCAAACGCACUUCUGACCCUGCUCAUCUCCAAUCAAUUUGUUGAGGUGAAGUCGACAGUGUUUAAAAAGAUCGAGAAGGACAAUCUUUUCCAACUUACCUGUGCUGAUAUAGUUGAACGAUUUCAACUCUGGCUGAUGUUGAUAAUUAUCGCACUUCGGAAUAUUGUUGAAGUUGGAUAUGGAGAUGCUGCGGCAGAUGACACCAUCCUUCCCAGCAGUUUCAUCGUCCUGCCCAGCUGGUCAGGUGAAGUUCUGGCUCCUUUUCUCCUCGUUCUUGGUAGUGAGAUGUUGGUGGAUUGGAUCAAACAUUCAUACAUCAGCAAGUUCAACAAUGUCAAGCCAGCAGUCUAUCAGCGGUACCUUGACGUUCUGGCAAAGGACUAUUACACGAAUGCAUUCAUCAACCAAAACCUGAUCAAACGCCUGGGUCUGCCCGUCAUUCCCUUAUCAUGUCUCUUCAUCAGGUCUUCCAUGCAAACAUACCACAUGUUUCUUGCUACACACCUCCCAUCACCAGUUGCAUCGACCGCAACAGCGCUAUCAGUCGAAUCAGCGACCACAUCCCCAGCAACAACUGCUGCUCUAGAGCACUUCGACAAUAUCAUACGACGAGCUCUCGGCCGCUCGACUUUCGGAAUUCCAGAUCCCCUAGCCACGAAUCCUUGGUAUCUUCCUAGCGCAGACGAUAUUAUAGCCGCGCUCACAAUGUUCAUUUUCUUCUUGGGAGCCUUCUUUGUACUCCUUGCUUGCAAACUGGUUCUCGGUAUGCUCCUCCUUAAGUUCGCUCGAAAUCGGUACCGAACUAUGAAAAAGCGCGAGCAUCAAAACUAUACCGCGGAAGGCAAAAGAUUGGGAAUUUGGGGAAUGACUGAGGUGGAUGAAGAUAAGAAGCGUUGGUUCUAUGACGAUGAUCCCGAGACGUUGAAGAAGAUGAGGGAGAAAGAGAAAAUCGGGAAGGAGAAAGCUGAAAAGAGCCAAGAUUUUGGGAAGAUCAGUCGAUAUGAGAUGGUGAAGCGGAUAUGGUAG
This is a messenger RNA of Cadophora gregata, 2970 nucleotides long. RefSeq lists its product as uncharacterized. Gene Ontology annotation, biological process: maintenance of protein localization in endoplasmic reticulum. Bases 1 to 2970 code for a protein of 989 amino acids. NCBI's taxonomy places the organism in Eukaryota, Fungi, Ascomycota, Leotiomycetes, Helotiales, Ploettnerulaceae. Gene Ontology annotation, cellular component: endoplasmic reticulum membrane. The transcript has 3 exons. The record is from RefSeq and is a predicted model, not a curated record.